This is a messenger RNA of Psilocybe cubensis, 1620 nucleotides long. RefSeq lists its product as uncharacterized. Bases 1 to 1620 code for a protein of 539 amino acids. Lineage: Eukaryota; Fungi; Basidiomycota; Agaricomycetes; Agaricales; Agrocybaceae. The record is from RefSeq and is a predicted model, not a curated record. The transcript is spliced from 12 exons.
AUGGCAUCCCCCAUGAUCAGAACAGAGAGCAGCCAGUCGGAGUCGCAUACGCGCACAGAGACGUUCUCAAGUCAGACGACGUAUACAUCGAAUGGGACCUUUGUCCAGACACCCUCCUCUUCUGGUUUUCAGCAGGCUCCCAAGGUCCCCCUUGAAGCAGGGCCGGCGUAUGUACCCUAUACUGAUACAAUCCCUCCUGUGCAUCCCUUUCGAACCUUGGUUCUGUGCUUCGAUGGGACAGGAGACCAAUUCGACGCCGAUAACUCAAAUAUUGUCGAAUUCUUCGCGAUGCUGAAGAAAGAUGAUCCAGAGAAACAGCUUGUCUACUAUCAGGCCGGAAUUGGGACGUAUACUACCCCACAGAUCGCCACCCCUUUCAUGUCGAAGAUUAGUCAGACUUUGGACAUGAUGAUUGCGUGGAACCUUGAUGCCCAUAUCAUGGGCGGUUACGAGUUUCUGAUGCAAAAUUACCGCGCUGGGGACAGAAUUUGUAUCUUUGGAUUCUCCCGUGGCGCUUACACAGCUCGAUGCCUGGCCGGCAUGAUCCACAAGGUCGGCCUCCUUCCAACAUGUAACCACCAACAGGUGCCAUUUGCGUACAAGAUGUACACUCAAGCGGACGACGUCGGAUGGAAACAGUCGAACGCUUUCAAGAAGACGUUCUCCAUCGAUGUUGAUAUCGAAUUCUUGGGCGUGUGGGAUACUGUCAGCUCGGUUGGUCUGAUUCCCAGACGCCUGCCCUUCACAACCUCCAAUACGGUUGUAAAGACGUUCAGACAUGCAGUGUCACUGGAUGAGCGUAGGGCAAAGUUCAAAGCAAACCACUGGAACAAGCCAAACAAAACUGAGGCAACCCUCAGUAUCACCGACAAGAAGGCGAAAAAGGAACAUGAAGGUGGUGCGCAUAAGAAAAAAAAGGACGGGAAUGGGAAGAACUCGCUGAAGUCGUUGGAGAAUCAAUACGCUAAGGAUAAGAAUGCGGAAACGGACAUCGACGAAGUUUGGUUUGCGGGAUGUCAUUGCGAUAUUGGCGGAGGGUCUGUUGCGACAGGCGUCAAGCCCAACUUGGCUCGCAUUCCUAUCAGAUGGAUGAUUCGAGAAUGCUUCAAGACAAACAGUGGAAUCAUGUUCCAUACGGAUGGUCUGAAGGGAAUCAACUUGGACCCUGACAUGCUGUAUCCCGUUGUCCGCCCCCGACCUCCCCCAUUAUCCGCUGGGACAACUGGUCCGACAGCGUACAUUAAACCCACACCAAAGGAGCCAGAGGUAGCGGCGAACGAUGACGACUACGUCGCGUCCGAUGUUAUGGCUGAAACGGAAGAAGAGGCUGAGCUCAAGGAUGCCUUAGCACCUAUCUACGAUCAGCUCAGUCUAGCCUGGGGAUGGUGGAUCUUGGAGCUUCUCCCUCUCAGGCAUCGUACGCAGGAGAGCGAUGACGGAUCUUGGACGUCUUGGUUCUACUGGAAUUUGGGACGAGGCCGCCAUGUUCCUAAGCAAAAGAAGAAAGGGGUACGCGUUCACCGAAGCGUCAAAAUUCGGUUGGAUGCCAAAUAUCCAGAUGGGAGCCCGUAUAUCCCCAAGGCAGAUCUCAAUGAGAGCUACAUUACCUGGGUUGACUGA